GUCCCAUUCUUCUUCCCUCCUUGCUAAUUUCCAUUUUGUUAGUUCGGUUUAGGUGCAGAGAGAGAGAGUGUUGAGAUUUUUUCUUUCAUUUUUCUUAUUAAUUUCUCUUUAUUUGUUAGGUGUUUUUUCUCUUUCCUCAUUUUUGUAGGUAUAUUGUUGAAGAAGACUUUGUAGCUUGACUUUGUUCAAAAGCAUACGAUUCAGGGAAGGCCGUAAAGUUGGAGUGAAAUUAGAUUGAAAUCUUAGAAGUUUCUCUCUUUGGAUUUGAAGAAAUGGAGGUAUAUGGAAAUUCUAUGGUUGCCGCUCCUUCAAAUGUUAUUUAUCUGUCAAGUAUUUUGGGCCAUGAUGGUCCGAGUUCUGUUCACAAAUGCGACUGGAAAUGCCAGAACGAACGUGUUUGCGGAAACAUGUUUCGCUGCAAGCUCACAGGGCUGACACACAUCUGUGAUAAAAACUGUAACCAGAGAAUUCUGUAUGAUAACCAUAGCUCCCUUUGCCUAGCAAGUCGUCAGAUUUUCCCCCUGACUCCAACAGAAGAACAGGCAGUGAGAGGCGUUCGAAGGAAGCUCGACGCGGCAGAGAGUUCGCCUGUUGAUAACAUCGGUUGUAAGCGUAGGCGGGAUGCACAGUUCCAUCCUUCUCCAUUUGAGAGAUCUUUCUCUGCUGUCAGUCCUAUCUGCAGCCAAGUUGGAGACGGCAUGGAUACAAAUUAGAUAUCGAGAUUCAUAUAACUGAAGGAGAUCUUUAUCGUUUUUUCCGUUUUUUUUUACUUUAUUACUGAUGAGUAUCCAUAACUGAACUUGAACACUUAUGAAUCGCCGAUUGGUGGACAUGAUGUGUCCCCAUUCGCCGUAGGUCGCCUUUAUGUUUCUAGUAAUAAUGUAAUGCAGUAUUUUAAGUAGCUUGACUGUUGAAUGGAGAUUUGAGCAGGCUGUGUGUAAACAGUUAUGAGACUUGAAUUGAAAUCCGUUUCUUGCUAACUUACCGAGAAUCUGACUCUUAUAGCUUACCACAGGAUAUGUUCCGGCAUUCUAUGAUGCUUUAAUUUAUAUGGACCUGGUUGAUGUAAUUAUUAGCAAUGUUUCUCAUUUUCAUGUAUCUGUAAUCAUGAAGCGUCCAUAUUCUAGUAUUAGAGUGGCACACUUGUGUAUUCUUCCACUUUUGUUUACUAUGGUUCUGUUAAAACAGAAAAAAGUAUCGAUCUUGUUCCUGCUGGUAGCUCAGGUUUUAUCCAGUUCUUCAUAUGCAAGUUUUUGGGUUCUUAUGACGGCUGGUUUACUAACUUUUCCUCUGUUACAGGCUCAAGGGAGAUGAUACUAGUUUUCAUUCAAACUUGUUUUGAAUUGAAUUUCUGUUAUUUUUUAUGGUUAAAAUUGAUUGACAAAUGGCUGUGUGAGUUGAAUGUAAAUUGUGCAGGUUUUGAAGCAUAUGUGCUAGGAAGGUGCCUUCAAAAUAUGUGUUACAAUAUUGAAUGAUUUCUUAUGAUCGAUUUUCUCUGUCAUAAUGACAUGAAAUACUGAUAAAAUUUCAUUUUCUUGAUGUAGGUACAUCCAUUGCAAGUUUAGCUUGUGUCUCUCUGUCUUGGCCAAAGUUUGGAGAAUGGAGCUGUGAAGAGUUAAAAGGAUAUUUUGACGCUACAAGAUGUCAAAAGAAUUGAGGCAGGAGCAGUUAUGACACUCUAUAUCGAAGGCUGAUAAAAAUGUGAGGUGAAAUUGAGCGAAUAAAGGGUUGUCCUCACCAAGAAAUCUAUCAUCACUGUCACCAAAAAUAUCUGCAUAAUGUGUUCAAGGAUUGAAAGUAGAGUUUCCUUUGAGGAUGUGCAGAUGGGCUAGAUAGCAUGAUCUCAAAUUUAUCAUAGUAAAUUGUGGUUAAAUAGGGUCUCAUAAUAGAUUUGUUAGAGUUAAACCAUGAUUAAAUAGGGUUGAUAAUCAUGGUUAACCUAUACAGGAUCUUCAAAAAUUUCAGAAAACCCUGAUUGAAAGUAAUAGCUUGUUUUUGAAUUGAAGGAUUGAAUGUAACUUAUCUGAAUUGCCUUGUUCAUGGCAUCAGCUGAAUUUCUUACUUCUGUUUCAUUCUUAGCAUAUUUGUGAAGCUAGAAGAUCGUUCAUUUUUUUUCCUUCCAAUUUUGAUGUCUCUAUUUCAUACCUUGUUUCUUGUAAGUAUCCAAUCAAUGAAAUUCUUUUCAUGUAAAUGCAGCUAUCCUAAUGGUGGAUGUUCUGAUUUGCUUUUA
Molecule: messenger RNA, 2230 nt
Organism: Lathyrus oleraceus (garden pea)
Lineage: Eukaryota; Viridiplantae; Streptophyta; Magnoliopsida; Fabales; Fabaceae
Exons: 3
Coding region: 273-713 (146 amino acids)
Source: RefSeq, a predicted model, not a curated record